Messenger RNA from Sarcophilus harrisii (Tasmanian devil), 1635 nucleotides. RefSeq names its product stomatin like 2 (gene STOML2). Gene Ontology annotation, cellular component: membrane. The transcript is spliced from 10 exons. The coding region runs from base 395 to 1465 and encodes 356 amino acids. The record is from RefSeq and is a predicted model, not a curated record. Lineage: Eukaryota; Metazoa; Chordata; Mammalia; Dasyuromorphia; Dasyuridae.
GGCGGGAAAACACGCAGGUUUGGAGAGGGGCCAGGGAAAGAAUAAAGGAGUCUGGCCUUCCCAGGUCGCCUGUACACCGAAGGGUCUACAAGACUUUUCUUCCACUGGGGCUGGAAACCGAAGAGCCGGCUUGUAAGUCUAAAAGAGUGGGGAACGGCCGGGGAUAGAAAUCAGCCCCGGAACGCGUCCUGGUGAAGGUUUCGCUUUCCGGGGGACCGUUUGGACGCCGCUCCGCGGAGCGUCGGGGAUUGGCUCCGAGACCAGGCGCGAGGAGGAAGUGUUUCCGGAGGGGCCGCAUGAGCUGCUGCCCGCUCUCCGGGAGUAGGGAGGCGUCGUUCUAGGCCGAACCUCGCUGGUUCCGGAGGUCAGGUCGCGGCCGUGGCGGUGCUGUGAGAUGCUAGUGCGCGCGGCGCGGGGGGCCGGGGGCCUGGUGCUCAAGGCUCCCAGAGCCUGGCUGGGCCCCGUUCAGCACCGCGCGGCCUCAGGCCUCCCGAGAAAUACCGUCGUGCUGUUUGUGCCACAGCAAGAGGCGUGGGUCGUGGAGCGGAUGGGUCGCUUCCACCGGAUUUUGGAGCCAGGCUUAAACAUCCUAAUCCCUGUGCUGGAUCGAAUCCGGUAUGUGCAGAGCCUCAAGGAGAUUGUCAUCAAUGUGCCCGAACAGUCAGCUGUGACCCUGGACAACGUGACGCUACAGAUUGAUGGAGUGCUUUACUUGCGCAUCAUGGACCCUUACAAGGCGAGCUAUGGUGUAGAAGAUCCAGAGUAUGCAGUCACCCAGCUGGCCCAGACGACCAUGAGAAGUGAGCUUGGAAAGCUCUCAUUGGAUAAGGUUUUUCGUGAACGAGAAUCCCUGAAUGCCAGCAUUGUGGAUGCCAUCAAUCAGGCCUCUGAUUAUUGGGGUAUCCGCUGUCUCCGCUAUGAGAUCAAGGACAUCCACGUACCUCCUCGAGUCAAAGAGUCUAUGCAGAUGCAGGUAGAGGCAGAACGUCGGAAACGUGCAACGGUGCUUGAGUCAGAGGGAACUCGGGAGUCUGCCAUCAAUGUGGCUGAGGGAAAGAAGCAGGCACAGAUCUUGGCCUCUGAGGCAGAGAAGGCUGAACAAAUCAACCAGGCAGCUGGCGAGGCCACUGCAGUGCUGGCCAAAGCAAAGGCCAAGGCUGAGGCUAUACGGAUCCUAGCAGCAGCUCUGACACAACAAAAUGGAGAUGCAGCAGCUUCCCUAACAGUGGCCGAACAGUAUGUCAGCGCUUUCUCCAAACUGGCAAAGGAUUCCAACACCAUUCUGCUACCUUCUAAUCCUGGAGAUGUCACUAGCAUGGUGGCUCAGGCCAUGAGUGUGUAUGGAGCCCUUGCCAAAACCUCCACCACCGAGGCACCAAGUUCAGUCUCUGAUGGAAAAAUCAGGGUUGCCCAGCGUGCAAACACUGGUCAGGAUGAAGAACUGGAACGUGUAAAACUGAGUUAGCAGAGCCUGGCUUGGCUUGUGGGCCCUGGGAAUCCUGGGAGAGGCUUCUGAUCCAGGACCCAUCUUUACCCCACUGCCCUCAACACUUCUGGACCCCUCAGCCAAGAUUUUGGUUUUUAUUUUUUUAUUUGAACUUUAAUCAUGUAAUAAAUACAUCUGGUGGGACAGCA